Molecule: messenger RNA, 980 nt
Organism: Gaeumannomyces tritici R3-111a-1
Lineage: Eukaryota; Fungi; Ascomycota; Sordariomycetes; Magnaporthales; Magnaporthaceae
Exons: 2
Coding region: 257-736 (159 amino acids)
Source: RefSeq, a predicted model, not a curated record
CUUAAAGACAAGAGGUCACUAUUGGAGCGAUAAGGGUGUACGCAUUGGGCGGCUUGCACCUUUAUAACACGAGGCCGCCGAGAGCUGCUUACGUACCUCGCACGGACUACAAAGCAGCCUAUAUAAGGCUGGCUGAGUUUAACAGUCUCCUGGAGAGACUCUGCCUUCUCUAAGCAUCUCUCAAUGCCUAGAGCCAUGAUUUGCAACAAUAAAAUUCACCCUUCUGAAAGCAAGUGUUGCUACGUCGUUAAAAGCAAUGGAAAGUCAGACAAUUCUUAAACGCGGAAAAGUUUACAAUUGGAAUCGUUUUAUAAAUAACAUUGUACCGGAAUGGUACAAUAAUCAACAAUCUCAAAAAUUUACGCCUCUUUUCGCAAAUAACGACCGUCGAAUCCAGCCAACGAGGAAAGCGAAAUCGCAACGACUCCAGGGAUUAAGCCCCUUUAUCGACGAAGUGAAACGAGCCACAUCCAAAAAAUUGCGUAGCAUUUCCCGAAAGCGGAACGCGCUCCCAGCUUUGGACUGCGCGCUUAAAGAUAUCCGCGUCCCUCGGCCAAUGCCCGAAGCGCAGAUGUACAGCUGCGCGCCAGACUGCAGCUGCCCAAGGGUUAAAACAAUUACGGCAAAGCCUGCAAAAGAUGUAGAAUCCCUAGACUCAAGCGUUGUUAAAGUUGGCAAUCUCAGCUUUGCCGUGGAUAAUUGUGCACCAGGGGACACGCUUGUGUACAUAAUUUAAAUUGUAACAAGCGUGCCUCUGUGGCUGUGACGAGGGUACCGGGGGUGUUCAAAGGUUCAAUGUCAAGGCACUAGAAACUGUAGUGGAGGACUUACAAACAAAGGGAUGUAGGCUGGCUGUAGGGUAGCUGCAAAAAACAGAAAUUAUUGCCUGUCCCUCUAAGUCUUGUUGUUGAGACUGUUCGCCUUUUAUAUAUCAAUCCGGUCUGGAUCCCUCUUACCCCAAGCCGUCCGUUCGCAGUUAG